Fusarium pseudograminearum CS3096 is the source of this 1923-nucleotide messenger RNA. RefSeq lists its product as uncharacterized. NCBI's taxonomy places the organism in Eukaryota, Fungi, Ascomycota, Sordariomycetes, Hypocreales, Nectriaceae. Gene Ontology annotation, cellular component: cytoplasm. The record is from RefSeq and is a predicted model, not a curated record. The coding region runs from base 1 to 1923 and encodes 640 amino acids. The transcript has 2 exons. Gene Ontology annotation, molecular function: calcium ion binding; protein-arginine deiminase activity.
AUGCAUCUCCUCAAUGGGAAAACAGCAGCGGUUGCGUUAGCCCUUCUCAAUUCGUGCAAUGCCCUCAAGGUCACCAUUCUUGCAGACACCAAUCGCGAUGGCAAGGUCGACAACAACGACAUUACUGGUAAAUCCACGUGGACAAACGACAAAGGCGCGUUGAUUCUUCCCAACAUUGGCGAUACCGGAAGCCGUUGUGCUAAGCAAUGGGGACCAAGUGUCGACAUCCAAGGAGACGAGUCUUAUUUGGACAAGUGCAACGAUGCCUCAGACAACGUGCAGCGAAAUCCUAAAUAUCUCGCUUCUCUCAAGACUCUCCCAUUGACCGCCCUGAGUGCAACCGCCAAGGGUUCAAUCGCCAUUGCCGACAAGACAGGCGCCUCCAAAGUCCGAAUCUUUGUCAAGCAGAGCGGCAAGUGGAAUUACGUGGCUGCAGACCAUGUCUUCACUGCCAAGGAGCUCAAAUCCGGACUCGAGCUAGGCGUUGAUGCCCGUGAUGUUCGUCGUCCUCAAGGCUGGAAUGGCUAUGCCAAGAUCCAGUUCACUGUCACCGAUGGCAAGACCAAAGCGACUGACGCUGUUGCUGUACGAGUUGCGCCAGUACUGACACAUCAUCAUGGACAACACGCUCAGCGCAUCUUUACGACUGGUGUUAAUGAAGCAGGUUUCAACAAAGUCCAGGAGAAAUACGUAGCUGACAUUCUACGCAAUGUGGCUGACGCUGGCAUCAAAGAGCCUAUCUUUCAGUUCCACAACCAGGAUAUCUGGACACAGGACUUUUUUGAGCCUGGUUAUGCCAGCAUUCCUGGCCCCAAUGGCCCCGUCAGCAUUCGUAUCAUGAUUCGAUCAGCUCAAAGCAGCCGUAGAUCUGGUCGUGACGCUUUCCACGAUCUUCGCAAUGAUCAAGUCGGCGCCGUUCAGCACCCUGGCAAUGGAGACUCAAUCGAUUCCACCGGUAACCUCGAAACCAUCCCCCCUUACAGCCACAAUGGAAAGAGCUUUCCCGUGGGCAGAACCAUCAUGGGUGCAUGGGAGGGUAGAGCUCCUCUCAUGGUAGAGUUUCUUAAAGCUCAACAGGUCCAGGAACCAUUGAUUCUCGACACAAGCUGGCUUUAUGUGGGCCACGUGGAUGAGUUCAUCCAGUUCCUACCCAGCGAUAACAAGCUCGGCUGGGUCAUCAUGGUUGCUGAUCCGAUGAAGGGCGUCGAUCUCUUGAAGAAGGCAGUCAAGGCUGGUCAUGGCAAAGUCAAAGCUGUGUCACGACCCUUGUCAGCAGAUGAGAAGAAAGAACAAUUGUGUGUUCCCCAACAAACCAUUGCUGAGGCGCUCAAGUUUAAGAAUUUUGAUGCUAUCAACAAGCAUUCGGCUGAGCGCAUCCAAGCAAAUCUUGAUAUCAUCAAGAAGGAGACUGGUAUCACAGACGAAGACAUCCAUCGUGUUCCUGCACUUUUCUACUACACCGAUUCGAACAGUUGGGUAUGCUCCGGUGAGACUGCAGAAGAUGCUUCAGCUCAACCUCAAAAGGCCGCGAGCAACUCGGGUAUCACAAUGAAGACUUCCCAGGGCGGUCCCGGAUUCAAGGCAAAGUCCAUCGUCGAAGCAGCCACCCCGGGAAAAUCUAUUCAGCGCCGGGUGAUCGACCCCGCCACUCAGGUUACCGCUCUCUACCCUGGUAGCGUCAAUGGUCUGGUCAUGACAGAUACCAAGAUUCUUGCGCCUAGCCCUUGGGGUCCCGUGAUCAACAAUCAGGACAUUUUUGCUUCUGCUGUAUCCCAAGUAUACACGAACGCCGGAUACAAUGUUACAUAUCAGGAUGAUUGGUUCUCUCAUUUCAAGUUGCAAGGAGAUGUUCACUGCGGUAGCAAUUCAUGGAGGGAAAUCCCAAAGAAGUGGUGGGAUUCGCUUCGAGUAAAUAAUUAUUAG